UGAUUGCGAUACCUUCCGAAAGAUGCGCUAGAGCGCGCAUCUUCUCUAUCACUUUUUUCCCUUUUUUCUAUAACGCAAACCGUGACCUAAUGUAAUAAUAAUGUCCUGCGACAUACAUUAUGUCCCGUCUAAUUUAUUCGGUUCAAUUUAGCUCAUCCGUGACGUGAACAAUUACGCGCAAAAAGAUUAUGCUACGAUUAAUUUAUUCAGCUUAUCUGCAGCGUAGGUGAGUCUUUUUUUCUACGACAGAUUGAAAUGUCAACAUGAACGGCGUCAAGAAGAAGAGCAAUCAUUUGGCAGUAUUUAAGCAGCGCACUAGAAGCGACGACAAUGCCGAAUUGUCGAAAAGUAUUAUUAUACGAGCGAGAAAGACAGGACAGUUGAAUCUUUCGUCGAAAGGAUUGUCUACGGUACCUGACCAAGUGUGGAAUAUAAACGAAUUAACAGAAGAGGAAUUACGUGAUUUACAUUUUGAACUUGAUUACGAACAUAAAGAAGAGCGAUGGUGGGAACAAGAACCGUUAAAAACCUUGGAUCUAAGUUCCAACAGCUUAAUUACAAUAGAUGAUAAAAUACAAUUUCUGACAGAAUUGAGUAAUUUAAAUUUGCAAAAUAAUUUACUAGAAGAAUUACCGCCUGAAGUUGGGUCUCUGCAUAAAUUAAAAAUAAUAAAUUUAUCAGAUAAUAAGCUAGAAAAUUUACCUCCUCAAUUUUAUAUGUUGGAAGAAUUACAUGAAUUGUAUUUGAAGAAUAAUCAUUUAAAUAUGCUUGAAUCCGAGAUUGGAAAUUUAAUUAUGCUGACUUGUAUGGAUUUAUCAUAUAAUAAUUUAAAUAAAUUACCAAUUGGAAUGGGAUAUUUGGUGCGAUUAGUUACAUUAAAUUUAAGUUACAAUAUGAUUAAAGAGUUACCACCUGAUAUGACAAGUAUGAGAUCAUUAAGAAUACUUGAUGUGAGCUUUAAUCAGUUGGAGGUGUUACCACCAUUAGGUGAAUUGCGAAAAGCAGAGAAAAUUAUGUUUCAGUCCAACAAUUUGAAGAAGUUUCCAGAUAUAUCAGGUUGUUCAGCUUUAACAGUAUUGCACUUGGAUAACAAUAACAUUCCUGAAAUUGAUUCACAAUGCUUAGAAACAGCAGGACAUUUAAAAAAACUUACAUUACAAAACAAUAAAAUUGAAGUAAUACCUGAAGAAAUAAUCAAGUUAAUAAAUUUGGAAGUUUUUGAUUUGUCGCAUAAUAAUAUAUCUUUAAUACCUUUCUGCAUCGGCAUAUUGCCCAAUCUAAAACAAUUUGUAAUUAAAGGGAAUAAUAUAAAAAACAUAAGAGCAGAUAUAAUACGAUGUGGUACACCUCGAAUCUUGACACAUAUCCGUCAAAUUACAGAUAGUACAAGUGUAAAUACCAGAGAAUUAUUACAAUCUAGUAUCAGCGUUAGCGUCAGAUGUUAUCCUGACAAAUAUAUGAUGAAGAAUACAAAAUUGCUUAGCUUAGCUGGGCAAAAUCUUUUGGACUUACCAGAAGAAGUCUUAGAGAAUGCAGUUGAAGCUUCUGUCACGACUAUUGAUUUAAGUAGAAACAAAUUAUCAGAAUUAUCUGACAAAAUGUCAAUAGUCAUUUCAGUGAUGGAUUUGAAAUUAACUUCAAAUCAUUUAACACAUUUACCUGAAUGGAUUGGUGAAAAGUACAAAUAUCUGCAAAUUUUAGAUAUAAGUAAAAAUUAUUUAAAAUCUUUACCAUUGAGUAUUAGUUGCCUGAAAUAUUUGCGAGAUGUUGAUCUUUCAUUCAACAGAUUUACUGAGAUACCAGAAGCCAUUUAUGAUGUUAUAUCUCUGGAAAGUUUAAUUGCCAAUGAUAAUGUAAUUGCAGCGAUAGAUGUAUCAGCUUUAGAAAAAUUGAAAAAGUUAGCAGUGUUAAAUCUGUCAAAUAAUAAUAUUGCUCAUGUGCCACCUGAACUGGGUAACUUGAAAAACCUAAGGAAUCUAUCAUUGUCUGGAAACUGUUUCAAGUACCCUAGACAAGCAAUUUUAAUGAAAGAGACAGAGGAAAUAUUAAGCUAUCUACGCAAUCUAAUACCUCAAUAAGCAAACCAAAUAUCGUAUGAGAAAAUUGAUUGAUUCGCAAGUUUAUUUUUAACAAAAUAUAUGUAAUUUGAAAUUAUAUGUAUGUGUGUGUGUCUAUGAAAAUGCAUGUGUGUGGACAAUAUAAAUUUGCAGGAAAUGAAA
Camponotus floridanus (Florida carpenter ant) is the source of this 2219-nucleotide messenger RNA. RefSeq names its product leucine-rich repeat-containing protein 40. The record is from RefSeq and is a predicted model, not a curated record. The transcript is spliced from 10 exons. The coding region runs from base 264 to 2078 and encodes 604 amino acids. Lineage: Eukaryota; Metazoa; Arthropoda; Insecta; Hymenoptera; Formicidae. Gene Ontology annotation, molecular function: protein binding.